CCGGAACUUGCCAUAGCUCGCUUGCUGUAUCAUGGCUACUCUAGUCUGACUGCUGUUGUGUUGUCCCAGAAGUUGGCAACUGAAAUUGCACCUAGUCUCCUAUCAAUAAAGACGUGGAAUAAGUUCUGUGUUAGUGUGCAGUGAUAAUUUGAAAUCCAUCUUGACCCUCAACAAGUUGUAAUACGUAUCGCAAGGCUGGAAUGUUUGUGUGUUUGUUUGGAAGUUCUACUGUGAAACGCUGUUAGUGAAGUCGCGGAGACAUUUCUCACAUGUACGCGUGAAGCUUUGAUUCAUUAUCUCGUGUGAGUGUGUAUCGGCUCCACUAGACAGUAUUUUCUGACGUAAUAAAAUGGAUGUGGUAUACAUUGAUGAACGAGAAGAUGUACAGAAGAAAACUUUUGCCAAGUGGAUUAAUUCACAGCUACUAAAGAGUUCCCAACCUCCAGUCACUGACCUGUUUGUAGACCUGCGGGAUGGUAACCGCCUGUUGUCACUUCUGGAACUGCUCACAGGAAAACAAUACAAAAGAGAAAGGGGGCGAAUGAGAGUACACCAUUUGAACAAUGUCAACAAAGCACUGCAAAUUUUGGAGCAGAACAAUGUAAAGUUGGUGAACAUAAGUAAUAAUGACAUAGUGGAUGGCAACCCCAAACUGACGCUAGGGCUGGUGUGGAGCAUCAUUUUACAUUGGCAGGUUCAUUAUCACUUGAAAGAUUUAAUGUCGGAGUUGCAGCAGACAAAUCUGGAGAAGACAUUGUUAGCAUGGUGUCGGCAAAACACAAAGGAUUAUCCUGGUGUAGAUGUGAAGAACUUCACUACAUCAUGGUCAGAUGGAUUGGCAUUCAAUGCAUUAAUUCAUCACUGGAUGUCACAGUUGUUUGAUUUUCAAAACAUUGCGAGGAAACAUCCAAAUGCAAGACUGGAGCAUGCAUUCCGUGUAGCACAAGAGCAUUUAGGGAUUGAGAGACUAUUGGAUCCUGAAGAUGUGAAUACAUCUGUACCUGACAAGAAGUCCAUCAUGAUGUACGUGAUGUGCCUCUUCCAAUCCUUGCCGCAUUCAGAGAUGGAUUUGAGCCAUUUAGACAUCUCGAUACAGUCUGACUCCAGUUCGAUAGCAUCUCCAGGAGCAGAGGGAGGUGUUUAUAGUGUCCCAUCAUCUCGUCCUAUCAGCAUUGCCACGAACAUUUCUGUGGAGCUUGGUGGUUACCAAGUCGCCUUAGAGGAGGUACUCACAUGGCUUUUGGAGGCUGAAGAUAAGCUCAGUAACUCGUCGGUUAUUGAAGGUGGGCUGGAGUCCAUCAAGGAGCAGUUCCACACCCAUGAGGCCUUCCUGCUUGAGCUGGCAGGGCACCAGGAGGGUGUGGGAGCAGUGCUCGAAGAAGGAGCCCGUAUGCUUUCUGAAGGUGGCCUCUCCAGGGAUGAAGAAGGUGAGGUGCGGGUACAGAUGAGGCUCCUGAAUUCUCGAUGGGAAGAUCUCCGUAUUAAGGCCAUGGAAAGGCAGUCUAGGAUUCAUGAAACUCUUAUGGACCUUCAGCAGAAACAGUUAGACCAAUUGCGGCAUUGGUUGACAGCCACUGAAGACAGGAUAUCUCACAUGGCAGAGACAGGACCUGAUUAUGAAGCACUUAAGCAGCAGAUAGAACAACACACACAACUGCAGCAAGACUUAGAGCAGCAGCAGCGAGUCGUAGAUGCCCUUUCAAACAUGGUUGUGGUUGUAGAUGAAAGCAGUCCAGAAAGUGCAUAUUCGCAAAUGGAGGACCAGUUGACAGCUCUUGGUGAGCGAUGGGCACAUAUCUGUCAGUGGACAGAGGGCAGGUGUAACAAACUUCAGAACCUUGCAGUAAAGUGGACUCAAGUAACAGAUGAGUUCCAGGCAAUACAGCAGUGGCUCAACAACAAGGAGACUCAACUGAAGUUGAUGGAAGCCAAUCCUCUGGUGGAGAUUGGUGAAGUUCUUGACAGGAUAAAGAGACUCCAGGUCCUAAGGCUGGGAAUGGAUACACAGCAGAGACGAAUUCUAGUCCUUCAGGAGUCAAUACAGCAGCUAGUGUCUGGGUUUGAUUCGCCUGACAGCAGCAAUAUGCUCGAGAAAGUAGAAAUGCUUCAGGAUCGGUGGGAUGCACUCAUUCAGAUAAUUGAAGUUCAAGGUCAAAGGAUAUCAAAUUCUGGUUUUGAAUUCCACAUGAGGCCAGCAUCAGGAGAAGCAGCGACUGUCAUGACACCGGGACAGCAGUGGGAAAUGAAUGAAACAGUUACAGCAGUCAGCAGUCAAACAGUUCAUCACAGUGAAUCAAAGAAGCGCCGUGUUGGAAGUACGGCUCGUCUGGAAUUUGAGGCAGCUUUAACCCAGCUCAACUCCUGGAUGGAUCACAUGGAAGAAGCUUUGUCUGCCAGAAGGACGGCAGCAUUUGAUGGGCUCGGUCUGGAGGAGCAGCUGGUGAUGUACAAAGACAUGGAGAUAGAUGUCCAGAACUACAAGGGAGAAGUGGACAGGGUGAUAGCUUUGGGAAAGCAUCUUAUAGAGGAAAUUAAAAGUGAAAAUGAAUCCAGUAAAGAUGAAGAACAUAAAAUUAGUGAGGUAGAACAUCGAUGGAGUGGUCUUGCUGUAUUGCUGAAACAGCGAAAGGAUAGGCUUGAUUUUCUGCAAGAAAAGAAACGCUUAUACAAUGAAAUAAGCAGUUUGGAGUUGAUUUUGGAGGGCUACCAGAAAUGGCUGGAAGGAACAAAGUGUCCUUCACCUGGGCAAGUAAAUGUGGCAGUGCAGCUGGAGCAAUGUAGAGUGAAGAUCAGUUCAGUGAAGUUGCAUGAAGACAGCAUCAGUGGGAUAAGAGAACAAGCAGCAGAACUGUCAUCAAAUCAGGCAGCUGGAAGUGAUGCUGAGAGCAUUAAUGCUGAUGUGAAUCAGUUCCUGGAGAGAUGGGGACAGCUGAUGCUUAGGUUGGCUGAAAAACAGACUGAGCUGAAUAAUGCAGUGGACAAGUCUCCUCCGCAGAAAUAUCUGGAAGCCAUGGAAGCACUGAUGAAAUGGGUUCAUAAUGUGGAAGGAGUGUUGCUUUCAGAGCAUGCAGUAGUGACAGACUCAGCUGUCAUGGAAGACCAGCUGCAGAAGUUCAAAGAGCUGCAAAAGACAAUUGAGGAACAGCAAAACAGUUUUCAUUAUGUCAACACUACUGGUCAAGAGCUGAUACACAGAGCAGGCUCAGAAGCAAAGAGCCAACGACUACUAGACGAACUACAAGAUCUCAAUGCCCGAUGGAAUGACAUCCCAGUAAUCCUUGAUGAAAGACAAAAGAAAUUGCAGAAAGACAUUGAAUUGCUUCGCCAGUUUCGGGAUGAGAUGGAAGGCUUGAAUUCAUGGUUGCAAGAAGUAGAAGCUUUCUUACAAGCUGAGGAAGACUUGCCAGUUGGUGAUGUGGAGACAUUGGAGGCACAGCUGGAGCAGUCGAAUGCUCUUCAAGAUGAUGUAGAAACACUUCAGCCCAAUGUUGACAACAUAGAGAGUACAUCACAGAAACUGCUGAAUAAUGCUGACCCAAAAUUUGCAGAAGAGCUACGAUUACAAGUUGAAACAUUAGUUGGAAAAUGGAAGAAGGUAGUGGAAGGUGCAAAGGAUCAAAACGUUCGGUUGAAGGAUGCUUUAGAGAAAAGCAGGACGGUAAUUGAAGGAGUGGAAGAGUUCACGUCCUGGUUAUGCAAAUUGGAGACAGAAGUACCAUCCUCUGUCAGUGUCACUUCCUCAGCAGAACUCUUCCAGCUGAAGGGCAAAUACCAAAUACUGAAGGACAAAGUAGACAAGAGGACAGAGGGGUUUAGGAGUCUCAACGAAAUGGGAAAUGAUCUCUUGCUGAGCAGUGAAGGUGCCUCCGUUCAGGAUCUUGCAAGAAAAUUCACACACCUGAAUGCCAAAUGGAGUGAUGUCACAGACAGAAUCUAUGAUAAAUUUAAGAUACUUAAAGAAGCCUCACAUGAAUAUGGUGAAUUUAGAGCUCUGGUUGCUCAAGAAAUGGAUUGGUUGGAUAAAUUAGAGAAGCGAUUAAGAAAAUCACCAAAAUCUGCUGCAGAUGCCGAGGAAAUUUCAGAAGAACUUGAUGAUCUUGAAAACUACAUUCGAAAUCAUCCAGAAGCUCGUCUAGCCAAGAUCCAGGAAAUUGGGCGCCAUCUUGUCGAUGACAGGAUCAUGCCUCAGAUAGUUCAGUCAGAUGUGGAGGCUAUUACUUCCAGGUGGAGCCAUAUGAGUCAACAGGCUAGGGAUCGUACCAUAUUGCUUGAAGGCUCUGUCCAGGAGGCUCAGCAGUCGGAAAGCCAUAUCCUAGAGUUCCAGGAAUGGGUAACUCAUGUAGAUGCACUACUAACAGCACGUGUUGAAAACGACAUCACCGCCGACGAUUUGCCGGAUUAUGACCAGACACUUGCUGAAGAAUUUGAAACCCAGAAAAGCACACUGAAGGAAAUGGAAGAGCAGGUGAAGACAUACUCGUCUGCAGGGAAGUAUGAGGCUGCAGCCAGAUUGCAGGAACAGAUGCUCCUCCUUCAGGAACGCUUCUCAGAAGUCCAACUCAGGUUCCAGAGAUUUCGAUCCCCAUCAAACUUGGAGCCACGACUUGCAAGGGCCCUGAGAGAGCUGAGGGGUGUGGAGGAAGCGACUUGUCUGCUGGAGCUUGCGUCUGAUGACCCAGAAGGAAUUGAAGGGCAACUGAAACACUGCUUGAGAUUCUAUCAUACCCUUAGUGAUAUGAAAGGAGAGGUAGAGAGCAUAAUUAAAACAGGCCGAAAACUGGUGGAAGACAAAGCUGUGCCUGAUCCUUUAGCAUUUUCGACAAGGAUAGACACCUUGAAGGAACUGUACAACAAGCUUGGUUCUCAAAUAACAGAAGCUAAAGGUGGAUUGGAUACAGCUUUGGGACUGUCACGGAACUUAGAGAGAGAAAUUCCAGCUUUGAAUGAAUGGAUUGAUGGUGUGGAGAUUCAGUUAGAUGAGUAUGAAGCUACAGGAGGAAUUAAUGCAAAUUUGGAUUCACACGUUACAUAUCUGAAGAAGACGUUAGAGAAGGAUGUUCCGAAGUGGAGUGCUGUGAAAGAGGGUAUAAAGUCAUCAUAUAAAGCAUUUUCUGCCCUCUGUGAUCCAGUCUAUUUGGAAGUACUGAAAGAAAGAGUGAAUGAUGUCAUCAGGAAGGAGGAAAAGUUGGACGAGAGGCUGAGGAGUUUGUUGUCUGCCCUGGAGCAGAAUGUGACUGCAGCUAAAAGCAAGCUUGAGGAACUGAACUCAUCAAUGGCAGAACUAAAUCAGUGGCUGAAUGAGGCAGAGGAAAGGGUGAACAAACUGGAUGCUCUAGCUCAGGAUCAGAUUUCAGAGAAAGACAUUUCAGAAUGCAAGGUAUUACAGAAUUCAAUGUAUGCACGUAAAAGUGAUGUGGUUUCCCUAAGAGAAGCAGCUGUGGAGUUAAUGACAGCUCCAGGGCAUCAACAAGAACUUAGGACCACUAUAGAACCUCAGUUGGUCCAGUUGAAUUGCCGAUGGGGAGAGAUUUUGCAUAGGAUUCAUGGUUGGACUCAGAAGGUUACUGUAAUGACCAAGAGUCCUUCUGCCACUGCUAGUGAUAGACUUUUAACAACUGACAUGCAAACUACAACCUCAUCUGGAGAUUCCAGGGGGAGAGAGCCACAAGAAAUUUCAUUUCUAGUUUUGGAGAAGGAAAAAGCUCAUGUAUCUGUGACAGAACCACAAGAACAUGUUGCACCAAAGUUGCUUCUGGGUUUACAUGAAAAUGAUAUUCAUCCACUUGAAGAAAAUGUAAACAAUAUGUGUGAGUAUAGUGAGCAUGAAACUGUGGGACAGGAAUGUAUGGGCUACCUGAAUCCUGUAUUUGAAGAUUUAUUGGACCAAGAUGAAGUUACAAAAACUGGGGAUGAAGAUAGACGUGAACUCUUGGUAGGUGAUAUGGCAGAGAAACCUGAGGAACUAAUGGAGUCUGAACCACCAGUGGAAGGAGUAAGACAGCAUCCAAAAAUUGUGAGUGAAAAUGUUCAGGUUAGACAGAUUGAAAGUGCAGUACCAGAUGUGCCAAGGAUGGCAGAAUUGCCAGAAACCAAUGGAAUAACUGUAAAGAAACAGGAAGAAACAGAGGAAUGUAACAGAGUAGGUAACAUAACUGUAGAGAUGGGCUUUGGGGAUGAUGUGAAAACAGUAAAACCUGCACAGGCUUCUGAAGAUACUGAUGACAUGGAUACAUUUUGCUUGGUAAAGGACAGUAUGCUGUUCUCUCAAGUGUCAACCAAUACUCUUGUGACCAGUACAGCAGAGGUAGACCAUGUAGGCUCCCAGAAAGAGGCAGAUCCAUGCCAAGUAGUUGAGGUAAAGGCAAUAGAAAUCAUAAAAUCAGUAGUUACCCCCAUAGAACCCAUUGAACAUGUGGUCUACCCUAGCAGAAGUAUGGAAACAACGGAGCAGUUCGGCCCUUUGUCUGUUGAAAUGGUAGAAAUCUUUGACGAAGCUGAAACGGAACCUGAAGAAUCUGCCCCAGAGACUGACACUGAGUCGCCUGUUAAGUUGACCGAUGGUCAAGGAGACAGAAGGAAACGGCCAUCAACAUUAAAGCUACACGAUGUCGACACAGAUGUUGAGCAGCAUCAAGAAGAUGAUUUUGAUACUGUGAUCUCUAACAAAAAAAUAGCCAGGUUAUCGCCCAGUAAAGAUGGACCACCACCAUCUCGGCGGUUAUCAGACGAAGAAAUUAUAAGGGUGAGUGCAGUUGCUGCUACUAGUGACCCAGCUGCAUGUCCGAAUGUAACCCAACUUCUAACAGAAUCAGUUGGAAAACUGAGCCAGUCCCCGCCUAAGGUAUCCAUUCCUGGCUACUGUGUGCAAGUGCAUGCUACCCCAACCCCACCACCAACUCCAGCCACGUACCCGAGUGAUAUCCUGUCUUCACUCUGCCUUCAGAUGACAGACAGAGUCAACAAAACAGAGGAGACCACAGUAACAGCAUGGCGUGAUUCCGAGUUUCUAACUCUAGAUGACACCACUAACACACAGAAGUCACAUGCUGGCAAUGGUGUGGAAAUAGUGCGUAGGCCUGCACAGUAUGCUGUCACAGAAGGUGACCAGAGAUAUGAACGUAGCAAAUCUCCUGACCUGAAAGAAGUGAUUCUUAAAAAGGAAAUUGAAGUAUCUAAAACGUAUAAGAUAAUUGGUAACAUUAGUGACCCAGAUCCUUCUUGUAACGCUGCUGCAGUAGUGUUAAGAGACACCUCUCCUGUGCUGGAUGAUGACUACAACAGUUUCUAUGGAAGUGACAAAGAGACUGAUGAUGUUGUAGAGUUUUCUGAUGAUGGUGGACCUCCUCUUGAACUGAACGACAGUUCAAGCUCAGACGAUGAGAGUCCAUCUCUUGGUCACCUAGUUAUGCAACACUUUGACAAGGCGAUACUUUCUUCACGAAAGGAAGCUUAUGUCAGCAAACACAGAGAAAAGCCUCAUCCUGUUUCACCACAGAGAGCAGCUGUAACAAGCAGUGAGGGGUCCACAUCACCUGUCCAAACGACAUUAACGACUGUGAGUCCACCACAGCCCACCCCGCGAACCUCAAAAGGACAGAAAGAGACACUGUCCUCUCCUCUUGGCAAGGAGAUAGCAGCAUUUGAAGAAGCAGCACAGCAGAUGCUGAGGAGGAUGAAUGUGAUGCUGGUGACGGUGAAGGGGGUUGGCAGUGAGAAGGAUCCAGGAAGGAGACUGGAGGUACUGGAACGUGAAUUAAGCUUCUUGGCUCCUGAUAUUGCAACACUGAUCAGUCGAGGGGAUGGUUUAAUUCUGACUGUCCAUUCUAAUGAUCCAUUUCGAGCAGGAAAGCUAAAGGAAUUGUCACAGGAUAAGUUGAGGAGUAAGUGGCAGGAAGUGAAGGCAGAGUGUGAGGUAAGGAAAGCAGAAGCGCAGGAGGGUGAGGAGAAAUUGAAGGAGUGCAGCAAAUUGAUGGCUGAAUUACAGUUGUGGUUAAAGGAUGCUAAACGGAGGCUGGAACAAGCAAAUAAUGAAGAGGUUCAGUUAAAGGCUUUCCAGGAGGAAUUUGAGAAGAAGGAGAAGGAGAUAGCAAGCUUGAACGAGAAAUGCACAGAAUUGGAGAGAUUGCAAAUUGGGCAUGAGGAUACUGAGGAUACAGCUGCAUUGAUAAAUGAAAAAUGGCAAGAUGUACGUGGACAGUUUCAGCAUUUCCAGAAAGGUUCAAAAGAGAAGAUCGUUCCUGACAGCAAAAUGGAUAUUGGAGGAACUCAGGCAGCAGAAUUUGUGACAAGGGUCAACAAAGUCAGAGAAGCUACUUCGACUAUUUCCAGGCAACUAAAUUCCUUCCCUCUUGGUGGGUGGGAUUAUGAUACUUUUCCUGCCCAAGAAGAGUGCUUGAAGAAAGUGAGAGAGAGUCUUGGCGCAUUGAAGCCAAGUGUAGAUGAAAUUGAAUAUGAUCGUGAUGGUGUGAUGAGACGGGCAAAAAGAGAACAGGGCGAUCAAGUGAGACGCGUUGUGGAUAAACUGCGAGAGGAGUGGUCACAGGUCAACAGAGGUUACACUGAAAGGCACAA
Cryptotermes secundus is the source of this 8571-nucleotide messenger RNA. RefSeq names its product dystrophin, isoforms A/C/F/G/H. Lineage: Eukaryota; Metazoa; Arthropoda; Insecta; Blattodea; Kalotermitidae. Gene Ontology annotation, molecular function: zinc ion binding; protein binding. Gene Ontology annotation, cellular component: plasma membrane. Gene Ontology annotation, biological process: synaptic signaling. The record is from RefSeq and is a predicted model, not a curated record.